GGGAACUCUCUAUUCAGACCUUGGACGUUUCCUUAUCUGAUCGGGGCGGCGGUGCUAUCCAUGGCCAAGCCGCGGUUGGUGGGCACCCAGACCGUGGGUUCCUUAUCCAUUGGUUCCUUAUUCAAUGCCCUCACCUUAUUGAUCCGUGUCCUCUGUGGCGCAAGUCGUUGUAGCUCAAUCCGCCUCCCGUCCAGACGCCAGUCGCCUUGCUGCAGAGCCUCGCGUCGCCGCAAUGAAGAGCGCCCUGGUGCUGAUCCUGGCCCUUCAGCUCGGCAGCGCCAGUCGCGUGCUGAGGAGCCAGGGCGUGCAGGCCACGGGCAACGCCACGGUGGACAUGGAGGACGCAGAUGCCAUGGCCAGGGGCGUGGAGGCCGAUGCGCGGGCGGACCUUGACGACGUGCUGGCGAUCCGCCAGGCGUCGGGCCUCGAGAGUCACCGGGCGCGGGCCGCCUUCGAGCGGGCGGGCGAGGCCGAGGAGGACGGCCAGGCGAUCGCCAGGGGCAGCAAGCUGUGGUCCGAGGCCGCGGACGCCCAGGGGGAGCGGGAGCUGAAGGACCCCAAGGACCGCGCCGCGCUGGUCCGGGCCGUGGCGCUGGAGGCAAAGGAGGAGGGCCAGGACGCCGCCCAGAUGCAGCUGCUCGCCUCCAGGGAGAAGGCCGACGGCAACGCCACCGAGCUGCGGGCGCGGAGCAUGGGCGCAGACGCCGACGCGCUGGAGCACGAGGCGAUGGCCAAGCUGGAGCAGGCGGGCGCGGACGCGAGCACCCUCCGCGCCGCGGCCGCCAGCGAGGCCAGGGCGUGACGAGGGCCUGGGGUCUGUGCCUCCGCGGCCGCCGCGGCAGGGAGCCGCGCGUCCGCACGCCUCACCUCACAGAGACAAGGCAGGAGGGGGACACCGACACCACGCACAGCUAGCAGUGCCUGUCAUGGUGAAAGCGUGGGGGG
This is a messenger RNA of Prorocentrum cordatum, 945 nucleotides long. NCBI's taxonomy places the organism in Eukaryota, Dinophyceae, Prorocentrales, Prorocentraceae. The record is from the annotation of a GenBank genome assembly.